Messenger RNA from Trichophyton verrucosum HKI 0517, 1014 nucleotides. RefSeq names its product vacuolar H+/Ca2+ exchanger. The transcript is spliced from 3 exons. Gene Ontology annotation, molecular function: calcium:proton antiporter activity. Gene Ontology annotation, biological process: calcium ion transmembrane transport; intracellular calcium ion homeostasis. Bases 1 to 1014 code for a protein of 337 amino acids. Lineage: Eukaryota; Fungi; Ascomycota; Eurotiomycetes; Onygenales; Arthrodermataceae. The record is from RefSeq and is a predicted model, not a curated record. Gene Ontology annotation, cellular component: fungal-type vacuole membrane.
AUGGCAGAGGAGCUGGAUUUCGCCCUGGAAGAGGCGUUAGACGGGUUGAUCAAUUCCACCUUUGGAAAUGCCGUCGAGGUCAUCGUCAGCAUCGUUGCUCUGUCCAAGAAUGAAAUUCGCAUUGUCCAGUCCAGCAUGUUGGGCAGCGUGCUCUCCAACAUCCUCCUUGUCCUGGGAUGCUGUUUCUUCUUUGGCGGAAUCAACUACCACGAACAGUCCUUCAACAGCACCGCGGCAUCCACCAUGUCCUCCAUGAUGACCGUUGCAUCGGCCUCCCUGAUCAUCCCAUCUACUCUCUAUGCAUCUCUCUCUUCCUCCAAGGCCGACUCCAGGGAGAACAUCCUCUUCCUCUCCCACGGCACCGCCAUCAUUCUUCUCAUCGUGUACAUCAUGUAUCUCUUCUUCCAGCUUCGAUCUCACCCUGACCUCUUCGAGAGCCCCAAUGUCGAGGCCGGUGAUACUAGAGAGGAAGAGGAAGAAGAGGAGCGCAUCCUCAACCCUUACGCUGCUUCCAUCUUGCUUCUUAUCAUCACCGUCCUUGUCUCAGGAUGCGCAGAGUACCUCGUUGGAAGUAUCGAACCCAUCGUCCAGUCUACCGGUAUGAGCAGGACUUUUAUCGGUCUUAUCCUUAUCCCCAUCGUCGGCAACGCUGCCGAGCACGUUACUGCCGUUGUAGUCGCAUGCAAGAACAAGAUGGACCUGGCCAUCGGUGUCGCCAUCGGAAGCAGUCUGCAGAUCGCCCUCUUUGUGACUCCUUUCUUGGUCAUCCUCGGCUGGAUCAUGGACAAGGACAUGACCCUCCACUUCCAGACCUUUGAGACCGUCGCUUUCUUCAUCUCGGGGCUCGUCGUUACCAUCCUCAUUCAGGAUGGCAAGUCCAACUACCUCGAGGGUGGCCUCUGUCUUGGAAUGUACGUUAUCAUCGCUAUCGGAUUCUACGUCUAUCCUGACGACGCAGGCGACAUCGGCGCCGUUGCUUCUCAACUAGCCAGCCGUUUCGCCGUCUUCAUCUGA